UGACAGGACACUGGUGGAGAGCAGCCGUCGGCGCACACAGCUCAGUGAAGUGUGUCUGCAGCAGCCAGCAUAACACUGGAUUACCAUCACACAGAGGGCUCUCCAGAAGGGGGCGGCGUGAGACCGAGCACGACUCCCACCCCACGCGGUCCUCGAUCAGUCUCCGCUGUCCGGAUCACGCCUCUGAAGACCAUGAAAGGCUCUCCUGACCUGAUUCCUGCCGCAGAUUUGGACCCCAGCAGAGUGUGCAAAGGGAAAGGAGUGGUGACUCUUAGGGCCACCCUGGUCCAUAUAGACGAGGAGGGCUGCAUCAGCCGAGAGCCAAACGUCAUCACAGCGCCAAGUGACUGGACAGGCCAGAUUAAUGGAGACAGCUCUAAAGCAGGAUUGGCAGAGGGAGGCAGCAACAUCACAGCUGAUUUACCACCUGUAAAUAACACUCAGUGCAAGGCAAAUUCACCAGAGAGCAUAAAAGAAAACCAGGCUCUAUGGUCCAGUGAUAUCCAGAACUGUGUCUCGUCUCCCUCCGGCUCUGUUUACCCCUGCACGAGCACAGUGAACCCCACCAUAGUCCUGCUGCAACACAACAGAGAGCAACAAAAGCAUCGUUCUCAUUUUCAAGACCCAACCCCAGAAAGGGACAAAAGCCCUGAUCCGGGGAGGGACUCGGUCAGUCCGGAUGAUAUGGACUUGAAGAGGCUGCGGCUGUCUCUGCACUCCCCUGACUUCAGUCCUGUCAACAAGCCCAUUGUGCCUGUACGGAACACAGAUAAGUCCAAAGACUGGUACAAGACAAUGUUCAAACAGAUCCACAAAAUACCUGAGGCUAUUGAGGAAAACCCUUACCGUCCCACCUACAUUUUCCCCGAGAACUGUGAUAUUCAGAUGAAAUCGAAAGAUGAUUGUCCCACUCCCUUUGGUUACUUGGAAGAUGUGAGAGCAGUCCCGCGCUCUAAGAGUGACGCCGAGAUGGAUUCAAGAGGCCGCUCGAUGCCCGUGCCAACGCGCUCCUCUUCCCUCAAACCCUCUGCCAAAAGGAACGAGUGGGAGCCCCCGGAUAAAAAGGUAGACACCAGGAAGUACCGCGCCGAGCCCAAGAGCAUCUUCGAGUACGAGCCAGGGAAAUCGUCGGUGCUGAAGCUGGAGAGAAAGACUCAGGAUGUAAAUCCAGAAGAUGUAAAUGUAAAGAAUGAGCCUUGGUAUAAAUUCUUUUCAGAGAUGGAGUUUGAGAAAGGGAGUGCCCCCUCUUUCAGCCCCCUGGAAACAGCCUCCGACCUGCAGCACUACUCCUCGAGCAAGUCUGGACACAGCGAGGUGGAGAAGGACGGAGGAUCAUCCUCGAGUGAGCCCGGCGCUCCAGAAUGCGAACGCCAUGUUUACAAGAGUGUCCUGGAGGGCGGCGACAUCCCCUUACAAGGUCUACGGGCCCUAAACAAGCGCCAAGCCAGCUCCUCCUCCUCUAAAGUGGAUUAUAAAGGUGGGAAUGGCUAUAUAAUUUCACCCUGCUCCUCUGUAAAUAGUCGAUCGGUUCUUGCCAGUAAUGCAAUAGGUAGCCAGUGUAAGAGUAUGAAGCCUCUUUCUGCUGCCAAAGCCUGCAUACCCCAAAUCCUGCCCUCUAAAUUCAAGCCCAAGCUGCUGCCGCCCAGUGGUGACAGUCAGGAGAGCAGGACUAAAGCUGUCCGGCACCCAAAGGCCCACAGCUGUGAGGAGCUGUACACGGGGCCCUGUGACACAGACUUUUCCGGAGCAGAGGAAAGGGAGAGCGAGCAUUAUGCAGACUCCAGCUCAGAGUGCGGGGACCGCUUCAGGAAUGUUUCCCCCGCAAUCAGGAGGGGCGCUUCAGAGUUCUCCAGCCUGUACAAGAGCAUGCACCACAUCCAGCGGCCCAGCUCGGCCGGCUGCAGCCCCAACGGCAGCGUCCGCAACCUGGCCUCUCUUUUCGAGAAGUCAAAAGCCGAGGGGGGUGAAAGGUCAGAGGCGGAUGACGGGGAUGACAUUCCACGGGAGGCAGUGUCGUCACGGGUCAGCGAGUUUGAAAUGAUCAUCCAGCGGUCCAGCUCCGCGCCCAGCCGCUCCUCCUCCAUGCCCACCCUGAACUCCGGCCACAGCCCCGACCACAGCACCGCCCAGCUCUUCAUGGCCUCUGCAGUGUCAGCGGAGUCCCUUUUGGUAACUGACGCCACCCAGAUGGACCGCUGCACCCCAGUGGAGGCAGAGGGCAAGAGAUGUGAGGAGGAGACCGUGUCACCGGGCGAUGUGAGCGCCUCCUCACAGGAAGGACAUGUCAGGAGUGAUUCACCCUCUAACACUGAGGAGGAGGUCGAGCAGAUCCUCAGUAAAGCCCCAGAACUGAUUCACCAACAUGUAUCAAAGAGUCCCUCCAUGCAGCUUCCAGCAUCUCCGCAACACAACCAUCUCCACCACCACCACUUGCUACACCACCUCAACAAUCAACUCCUCAAACCCAGCAAAUGCAAAGGCUCUUGCCCCGCCUCCUACACCCGCUUCACCACCAUCCUCAGGCACGAGAGGCAGCAGGCCACCAGCCAACAGGAGAGGCCGCCCCCUGUGGAGAAGAAGACCACGCUGCCCGGGAACCUCCUGCUCAUGGGCCCCGCUCCUUUCAGGUUACGGAAGAACCUGCAAUCCCACCAAAGUCGUAGGACCCUGUUAGCCACCAAGGUGACAACGAGCACCCAGAGGCCCAGCGCUUUUCCCCCCGAGCCCAGGCCCCUGAUCCCCCAGCGCCUGUCCUCCCUAGAGGUCCUGGAGAGGCUGGGGAACGGGGAGGGGAGCCCCACGGACCAUCUGAGUAACGGGCAGGGCUUGGACGCCAACGGGAACCUCCUGCAGCCGCCGGCCGCUCACCGCAGAGACUCUUCCCCAGUUCUCGGGGAGAGCCAGGAUGAAGUAAUGCGGAGGCGUCAUGGGGACAAAGAGAAAAUCUUGGAGGAGCAGCGGCGGCUGAAGCGGGAACAGGAAGAGGCCGACACGGCGUCAAGACGACACACAGGCAAUGUCCCGACGCACCACCAGUUCAUCACCAACGAGCGCUUCGGUGACCUGCUCAACAUCACAGAUAACACGGAGAAGAGGAAAUCAGGCGUAGAGAGAACUCCAGCUAUGGCUCGCUUCGACUUCAGAGCUGAAACUCUAAAGGAGUUACCGUUUCAGAAGGGAGACAUCAUCUUCAUUAUUCGACAGGUGGAUCAAAACUGGUAUGAAGGGGAACACCACGGAAGAGUUGGCAUUUUCCCUCAGAGUUACGUAGAGCUCCUUCCCCCCACAGAGAAGGCCCAGCCAAAGAAGAGUGCCCAAGUGCAGGUACUGGAAUACGGAGAGGCUCUCGCACGCUUCAACUUCAACGGGGACACGGUGGUGGAAAUGUCUUUCAGAAAGGGGGAGAGGAUCACGCUGAUUCGCAGAGUUGAUGAAAACUGGUAUGAAGGGAAAAUCGCUGGCACCAACCGCCAAGGCAUCUUCCCCGUCACAUACGUAGAAGUGAACAAACGACCCCGCAUCAAAAAUGGCGUGGACUACCUGGACCCUCCUGUCAGCCAGUCGCCACAGCGCAGCCUGAAUGCUUCCCCUCAGCUGUACCGUAAUCGUCUGACCACCUCCCCCCUGCCCCUCCCUCGCUCCCCCCGCCGCUCUGUGUCCCCCGAGGUCCACGCUAUCUCCUCUGAGUGGAUCUCCCUGACUGUGGGAGGCGGGAGCCCCCCCGCCGCACCCACCCCUCCCCUGCCGCCGCUGCCCACCGUGUCAUAUCGCUGCGGCGAGUACCUGCCCCCGCCCUACUCCGCCAGCCCUGUGCCCCUCAUCAGCGGCAGCCCAUACGGUAUCUCACCCAUGGCCUCCCCAUCCGCCUCCCCUCUCCCCCCGCCUUACCCGCCCAGACCCAACUCCACCACUCCCUUCCUCACGUUCACCCCGCCUCAGGGGGAGGACUUUCUUCGCUUCCGUCCCAGCAUGAGCCCCUGCGGAGGGCCGGUGCUGGAGGGCUGGUUGAGGGGGGAGAAGGAGUUGACAGAGGGGGAAGGCACAGAGGGGGACAGGGGCCACGCAGCCCCGGGCAGCAGGCGAAAUAGCCCUGCAGAGUUUGUGAGGAAUGAGGCUGAACAUCAUGGACGCAGCUCCAGAAGCCCUGUGAUGCUGUUUGACAUCCAAGACAACAACAAUGUCAACUCGUUAGCGGAGGCAGUGUGUAAUGAGAUCUUGAAUAUAGCUGAGACCUCGGUGAGGUAUUGCAGCAACCUGUCCCACCACCCUCAUGACUCUGUCAAUCGACUGCACCCCCACCCCAGUAAACAAUCUCUCAUCAUUUCCCAGCAACCCCUGUCCCACAGCAGCAGCCCGGAGCCCAACCGUCUGAGCUGUGGAAUUUUCCAGGCCCUGUACAGUUACGUUCCUCAGAAUGAAGACGAGCUGGAGCUGCAUGAGGGAGAUCUCGUCAGCGUCAUGGAGAAGUGCGAUGACGGUUGGUUUGUCGGUACCUCAAAGAGGACGAAACUGUUUGGGACUUUCCCCGGGAAUUACGUGAAGGAGGUGAAACUGUAAAGAUGUUGGCUGUAACACAUGGUGGCCUGUGAAGCUUUGGAAGUCAUUACUAUCGCGCAUGGCUGUUGGUUAGCAAAGUCAUUUAGCCGGGCGAAUCCAUUUUGUCUGGGAAAGUGAUCGGUUCGGCCUGAGGUAUGUCAGACUGUGGGGGGGCGGAGAGAGAGGCCGCUCACUGCCUAGACCUCAGCACGGUGUACACCUUGAGCACAAUUUACACACUUCUUGACAGAAAUCGUCCAUCUCCACAUGCGGAAUUUCUCCGUGAAAAUCUACCACAAAGUAGCUUUUAUUGUACAGAUAAUAGCUUCCAUGUUGUCCAUGUAAUCUACAGUACGAGUGUUCACGUAGCACGUCAGUCCGGAGGCCGGCAGCAGAGCAGAGUAUGGAUUAAAGAGUGGAUCUUAUUUCAUGAACGCAACUUGGGAGGAUUCAGAAUGUAAUUUUAUGGGACGUGUGUUUGGAGCUGUUUGUCAUGAGCUACCUUUCAGGAACAGAGGCGUUUAUUAUGAUUAGCUAAGUACAAACCAUGCCUCUGCUUCCAGAAGAAAACCUACAGUGUUUGGAUCAAUAUAUGUAUGAAUUUGAUAUACGUGUCCAACAGGAAAUGUUACUUUAGAUCUGAGAAAAUGACUUAAAAUGAGUGUCCUCUUGAAGUUUAAAUAAUCAGCCUUGUGUUUGAUGACCUUUUACUUUCUGUUACAUUUCAUGAAUCAUCAAGAAGUCAGUAUUUUCAGAACAUCUCAAUCAUUACAACUCGGUGUAACCUUAAGCUAUAGAUACCAGUUCAGUAUUGCCUUUAUUUUCUAUUUAAAGGUUGUUAUAUAUUACGAUUAAUACUUCUCUUUUUCCAAGUAACCACAGCAAACACAAAUACAGGACUGUGUUGCAUGUCUGAUAAAAGUGAAGAGAUUUAUGUGCACAUCCUAUAUUUUCAGAAUCUAUUUAUUUGUCAUUUAAUAGAGGUGUUUGCUGAUGGGUGAAGCCUGUAAGGUAGCUGGUGGUAAACGCUUUGCUCCAGCGCAACAACAGACAGGCGUGGUAGUACUUAACUUCCUGUUUGGUCAUUUAGGGAGAUUCCACCGAACAACAUAAUAGUAGAUUAAUCACAAAAAGAACUAAAUCAUGUUUUAAGUAAAGCCAAAAAGGUGUCUUAGAAAAUAAAAAUACUGAUUUUUUUUUAAGCAUUUUCAGAUUUUAACCAUGCCCUUACUGACGAGAUUGUAUGUUUUAGCCAUGUAAAUGUGUACAGAAAACUUUAAGAGGCCUUCCAAAUAUGGCUACAUAUUUUCAUAUGUUAUGACUUGGAUACAGUUAGUGGAAUGAUUUAAAUAAUAAGGUCAGCAUGCACUGUAUAAAUCCAUCAAAUUGGAGCAUGAAACACUCAGCCAUCGCCUGAAUGUUAGCCACCGUUAGCUUAAAGCAAACAGCAGUGAUGACAGGGUUGACUGUCUGCUCUCUGAGCUUCAAUAACUCCCUGUUGGAAGAUGGCUUUGAGUUCUGCUAUCAGAGCAUCAGAGCCGUCUUCCUGCGAGAACAGAGCUCCCACAUCUCCUGCACCAUCACGUCCCUUAACAAACGCCACAUGUCAGAAUAGAUCCUCUACACGCACAGAUGGAAAGAUGAUAGCCAUUGUUUUUCUCUGCUCCUGUUUUCAUCAAAUUCCUUGUUGUAGUCAACCGCUGCACUGUGCUCAUCAAUCUCUAGCAGAGCUGUCAAAUAGCACUUGCAAAUAAGUCUUAGCACGCGUUACGACCUGCUCAGGCUUGCGGAGGGAUGCAGUUUGUAUGGUGAUUGCUAAGUGUUAUUUUAAAGGGAAAGUUCACCCCAAAAUCCUAAAAUGCAGGUUUUUCCUCCUACCUGUAAUGCUUUUUACUGUAUCAAUCUAGAUGGUUUUGGGGCUAGAGUUGGAAACAUUACCUGUAAAGAUGUCUGCCUUCUCUCCAAUAUAAUCGAGAGAGAGAUGGCACGCUUGUGGUGCUAAAAGUGCCCAAAAACUCAAAAGCAAGGUAUCUUUCCAAAAAGCUGGACCCGGUUACUCAAGAUAAUCUAAAGACCUUGUAGUUUCAUAUAGGAACUAUUUUCUUUCUAUCGUAUCACUACGCCUGCCUCUAUUAAUGGACGAUUCACGAUUCAUUCUCUCAUCCAAGCUAGCUAACUUUAUAGCUUAGCCAAAGAAGAUGCCAUUAUGUUUACUUUUCAGGCUAGCUUCCUGCUUCCUUCUGCGUGGCGACACGGUUAUUGGGUGUAGUUUGGUAGAAAGAAAGUAGUUCCUUCAUGAAACUGCUCCAAAUAAGGACUGUGGAUAAUCUUGAGUAGCAAAGACAGGAUACAUUACGUCUGAUGUUUUCUAUUUUAUUUUUCUGGCACUUUGAGCGCCACAAGAGUGCCGUCGAGUUCUGUUAUUUAGGGAAAAGGCAGACAUCUUUACGGUCGAAAUCUGCAUCACUCCGCAUCUCACAAACUCUACAUUUGAAAUGAUGAAUAGCAUUACAGUUAAGGGAGAUAAAAUGUAUUUUUUAUUUUUGAGUGAACUGUCCCUUUAAAGACAGUUUUAGACUGAAGUCGGAUCAUUUCCCCAAUCCACACAUGUCUAAUUAAACAGUGCCAGACUAUCAGAAGGCCUUCCUUUUUAGUGUAAUGUGAAGUUUUGAAAGAUAAAACAGUAGCUCUCACUAAAUCUAAAAGUGUAUGUUUACUAUAUCUUUGUUUUUUUUUUAAAUUAUGUUUUGGCUACAGUUGUGCAGCAAUGAUAAACAUUGACCUGAUUGGAACAUGGUUUGAAGCUGUUUGUGGCUACCAUAAGUGAUACAUGAAGUUUAACAAUUGACAAAGUGCAUUAAUUUAAAAUGUAAAAUGUAAAUGUAGUUGCAAUCAGUGUUUGCUGUUGAGACAAAUUAAGGAGUUUCUUCCUGUCACCACUGACAAUUUUGCCAACAAUAGCAAAGGAAUGUUUUCUCAAGAGAAUACGCUGCAUUAUGGGUUUGCCUGUAUAGCACUGAUAUCAUAUUCAGGUAUUUUGUUACACCACAAAGCAUGUUUUUCCCUCCACUGCUGGCUAAACAUUCUUGUUCCUGUGUAACUCCGGCCCAGCAUGAAUGUGUUAAAGAAACAAACUAUCUGAUGGAUUGAUAUACAUUUAUUCACAACACAACUCACUCUAGAUUGUCUCGUGCUCCAGAAAACCUCACAGGAUGUAUGAAUGUAUGAAUAUAUGAAUGUGGCUCAAUGCAUACAUAUGUAAAAAUGCAGACUAUUAGGCAGCAUGGCACACAAAGGAUUGUAAAUAUGUAAAAUAAAAAAAGGACUGCUGUCACUUGCAGCGGUUUAUUUACCAGAAGGAUUUUUUUGCUAAAGCACAGAGUGGAGCAUUACCGAGCACAGGAAGUUUGACGCAUAUGAACAUUACGCUGCCAUUUGUGACGAUCAUAAUGCCUUAUGUUAGAUGCGAAAUUGUGCCUCAUUUUCAUUCAUUUCUGUGGGAGUAUCACUGAAAUGUAUUCAUGACAUAUUUAAUGUAACCAUGGUUUUCCCAUUAGUCCUAGUCUCUGUGAUGGGAGAACAUUUUGCUAAGAAUUUGUACUGUGCAAGUACCUAAAAGUGUGACACAAUGCUUAAACGUAAUGAUUAAUAAUCAUAAGAAUGGACUAGUUUGAGAUGCACAACCUGCAACAGGUUUGGUUUGUUUGCUUCAUUUUGCAGUGCUGUUACAUUGACAAUAUUAAAAUAAACUAUACACUGCUGUGACUUCGGUAUUAUGCAAUAUUUAAUAAACCGUUUAAACCAU
This is a messenger RNA of Trematomus bernacchii (emerald rockcod), 8341 nucleotides long. RefSeq names its product sorbin and SH3 domain-containing protein 1. Gene Ontology annotation, biological process: cell-substrate adhesion. The transcript is spliced from 28 exons. Gene Ontology annotation, cellular component: cell-substrate junction; nucleus; cytoplasm. The coding region runs from base 193 to 4557 and encodes 1454 amino acids. Gene Ontology annotation, molecular function: protein binding. The record is from RefSeq and is a predicted model, not a curated record. Lineage: Eukaryota; Metazoa; Chordata; Actinopteri; Perciformes; Nototheniidae.